AUGAAUAUGGAAGGAAAUAAUACUACAGAUGAGCAAGCAUUAUCAAGACUACCUAAUAAAAAAAGACAAAAAUGUUAUACAAGUUGGGUAUGGAAUUGGAUUACCAGGGAUGAAGAAAGCUGGAUUGAAAAAUACAAUAUUGAAGGAUGUGAAACAAGUCUCUCUUUGAAUUCUGCUACAUUUUCUUUUACUUAUCAUUUAGGUCAUGCUCAUCUCAUAACAAAAUAUACACCAAUAACUCAAAUAAAAACAGAACUGAAUAUUGAAAAAGUUGAAGAAAUUGCAAUUGAAUCACUUUCAAAAAAUAAGCAAAAGCAAACAAAUUUCCGCAUUUUAGAAUUUAUAAUAGAUGAUUUACAACCAUUUGUUUUACUAAAGAAUGAAAAAUUCAAAAAUUUUUGCAUUACACUUUUCACAACUGAUUUAUGGACUGGAUUUCAUAAAUCUUAUAUUAGUGUAACUGUUCACUGGAUAACUACCGAUUUUGAACUUCAACAAAUUUUACUUACUAUUGAGGAAAUGCAAUAUAAUCAUACUGGUACCAAUAUUGCUGCAAAACUACAACAUAUCUUUGAUCGUUGGAAUAUUAAUUUACGAGAAAGAAUCAUCACUAGUAUAAAUGAUAAUGAUAUAAAGAUAAUUAAAGCUUUUAGAAAAUUAGGAAUUAUCAAUAUUCCUUAUUGUGUACAUACUAUUCAUUUAGCUAUUUCUGAUGGUUUAAAGAUUGAUUCUAGUCAAGAAUUACUUAAAAAAAUUAAGGCACUUAAUAUUUUUUUUGUUCAUCAUAAUAAAUAUCAAAGCCGUUUUUUACAAAUUCAAAAGGUUCUUCAACCUACCAAAGAAGCACUUGCACCAAUUCAAGAUGUUGAUAUGAGAUAG
Molecule: messenger RNA, 879 nt
Organism: Funneliformis geosporum
Lineage: Eukaryota; Fungi; Glomeromycota; Glomeromycetes; Glomerales; Glomeraceae
Source: the annotation of a GenBank genome assembly